Molecule: messenger RNA, 2397 nt
Organism: Malassezia restricta
Lineage: Eukaryota; Fungi; Basidiomycota; Malasseziomycetes; Malasseziales; Malasseziaceae
Product: inner centromere protein
Exons: 1
Coding region: 1-2397 (798 amino acids)
Source: RefSeq, a predicted model, not a curated record
AUGCUAGCACGACGAGGUGCGGCUGCACAGGGCGCAUCCCGCGCCCUGAGCACGCAACACAAGGAUGCGGCUGAGCCACAAUUCAUGCACGCACAGAUCCUGCGAAAUGCGUACAUUGUGGCCCAGUCGCAGCUCCUGCAGCUGGCUAAGCAGAUGGAAUAUGACGUGGACAUUUCCGAGUGGGAGGACGAGAUGCAAGAGAAGAUGCAAGAGUUCUGGGAGCAAACGCGCCAGCAUGUAGACGAAUUUUGUGCGCGUAUGCGAACACAAGAAGAAGACAAGCCUCGUAUCGCUGCGGAGGUGGUCAAGUCACCAAGGAAAAAGCGUGACGACGUGCGUUUCCCUGUAUCUCCCUCCCCCCGUCCCAAAAAGGUGGCAGAUGCACUGUGCUCAGACGAUGAAGAAGAGGAAGGGCACGAUCAUCGUGAUGUCAAAGCGCAUGAUGCACUUCAGCCGCCCAGCUCGGGUGCGGUCGAAGACACGGAGCCUAGUGACAAGGUCGCUUCUUCCAGUGCUUCACCGCCACUUCCGGCUUUGACGCCAGGCACAGGGCUUCGGCCAAAGCGCACGCUGGGAUCUACGCUGCGAAGCACGAAAAAGCCCGAGCCUAAGGAGCCUGUCCAGGUCAAGGCUCCAUCGCGUUUCCGCUCGAGUUUCCUGAACAAGAGUCUGCGGCACGCGAUGGAAGAGAAGCAAACUAGCAUGUCGCCUGUUGCAGCACUUGACGAGCCUAGUCCAUUCCACGAUGCCGUGUCGGAGCCGCCUAAGGAAGACAUGGAGCCUCGGCCUACGCGUCCCAGUCUUGCGCAAGCAGGUGGCCUAGAUGCUUUGCGCACGCGCCUGGAACAUGUGCGACGUGCUAGUACGACCCCGAGCGCCAACGCUCUGAGCACCGCUGUAGCGGAUCAUCGAAGCACAGCAGCACGUGCACCUCUUGAUACCCAUGCCUCAGAGGUGCCGUCCGAUAUGGGACCUCUUUCUGAAGCACUGGAGCCUGCGCCGGAAGAGCCCGUGCCCUCGUCCUCUCGUCCCAUCGAAACAUCCCCUGCCAAGCCUUUGGACGAGCCACCGAAUGCGUCGGCCACGCCGCCCAGACCCGUGUCUCGGCCUGUAUCGCCCACACGCAGUCCCAGUCGCGAGGGGGUAGGCAAAGUCCACGUCCCGCCGCCUUUCCUCCAGCGAUCGGCUGCCUCGGCUACGUCAAACAUUCCCACACCUACGACCCGCUCUCCCGGACGCCUGCGUGAGGAGCUACUAUCGCCAUUUCGAGCGCGUGCCGCUGAUACGACGCCAUCGGCAUCGCCCACCCGUGUGCGUCCAUCACCUUCACGUCAGGGCGUGUCCAAGAUUCCCAGCCCGGUCCGGAAACCUGUCCCGGCGUUGUCGUCGAGCAGUCCUGCACCGAUCAGGCGCCCGGCGUCUGUGGCGGACAUGCGCUCGACCCAACAAAAUGGCUUUGGCUCACGACUCAAGGGCCUCCUUGGCCUGAGCACCAGCCGCCCGGCGAGUGUCUUACAGCAGUCGACGCCGCGCCCUGCACCCAACAAAGAGCCUGAGGUAUCAGAAGCGAUGCCUGGCUCGUUCACAACAGAAGCGCCACGGCCAGCCAAGGCUGCUACCCCGAUCAAGACCAAGCCGUGGCAGAGCAGCAGCGUUUCUCGGCCAGGCAUGCGCCCCGUGUCGGUGGCAGCCAUGGCACGCCCAGGCUCCAGCGCGAGUGUCCGUCCAGGCACGCGAGUGUCCAGUGCCACACGGCCGAUGUACACCUACGAUACCGAGGGUAAGCGCCGAAAGCUGUCGCAGCAUCCACUGUCUGAGUCGACGAACCACGAGGAGCGCGUUCAGUCGGAAGACGCGCUGAAGAGCAAGCUGACGACGCAGGCCGUGCGGCCUAUCACCAAGCAGGUGCGUGCGUCCAACACCGCGGUGCGCCCGCCCGGCACACGUGUAUGGAGCAACACAGCAUCGCGUCCGCCGCCGCCUCGAUCCAGUGCACACAGCUCCCACAAUGUCUUUCAGCAGGUCCCGACGGGCGAGGAAGAUCGCGGUGACGUGGCGGAUGUCGACUUGCCCGAUGUGGCUAGCGAGUAUUCUGACUCCGACGACGAGACGGCCAUACGCAAACGCAAAUUGGAGCCGUCAUGGACUCGUGGACGUGAGCUGGAAGAAAUUUUGCUGCAGCAGUCGACGAUCGAUCCUGACGAGAUCUUCGGCUGCCAGAACGUCGGACCCGUGCCACUCGACACAAUGCUGCCGGCUCGCAAAGGCGAUCGGCGUCGUAUGCGGCACCGCACGAGCUCGGCCAACUGGAAUGGACCGGAUGGCCUGGCGCAGUGGGAAAUCGAUCGGUAUAAUGAGCGCAUGGGCAUACAGUCUGCCUCGACCACAGGUCUAUAG